Molecule: messenger RNA, 1818 nt
Organism: Cyclocybe aegerita
Lineage: Eukaryota; Fungi; Basidiomycota; Agaricomycetes; Agaricales; Hemipholiotaceae
Source: the annotation of a GenBank genome assembly
AUGAUCCUCGCCGCAAGAUCUUUCACCGCCAAAAGUGGCUCAAAAGCAGCACAGGCCAUUCGAUGCAAAUCUACCGUCGCACCGACCUCGUUUUCUAUGAUCGACGCAAAGUCGAGAGUGAGGGAGCAUGCUCGCAACAGCAGCCAAUCCACCGUCGCAAAGGCAGAGCCAGCCCCUGCCGUCCGACCGACGCCUACGCCAGGCUUCCAGCAGGACCUGAGCAACACAAGACCGCCCCCACCGCAUGUUGAAGGUCCAGGACCAGCACCCAAUGCCGCUCUCGACCACUCUUUCAUUGGCCUUUCAGGUGGCCAAAUCUUCCAUGAGAUGAUGCUGCGUCAUGGGGUCAAGCACAUCUUCGGAUACCCAGGCGGCGCCAUUCUCCCAGUGUUCGACGCCAUUUACCAGUCACCCCACUUCGACUUCAUCCUACCUCGCCACGAGCAGGGAGCCGGACACAUGGCGGAGGGAUACGCUCGUGUGUCUGGCCUCCCCGGAGUCGUCCUUGUGACUUCUGGUCCUGGAGCGACCAACGUCAUUACACCCAUGCAGGAUGCCCUAUCCGACGGUAUCCCCCUCGUCGUCUUUUCCGGCCAGGUAGCCACCUCCGCGAUUGGCUCCGACGCCUUCCAAGAGGCGGACGUCGUCAGCAUGUCGAGAAGCUGCACCAAGUGGAAUGUGAUGGUGAAGACCAUCGAGGAGCUUCCCCAGCGGAUAAAGGAAGCGUUCGAGAUCGCCACCUCAGACCGACCUGGACCUGUCCUCGUCGACCUGCCCAAGGACGUCACAACCGGUAUUCUGCGUUCGCCCCUGUCCUACAAGGCAACGACACCCGACAUCCACCUCGGACUACCCAUGAACCCGUUACAGAUGGCCGAAGUACCCACCGACGCCGAGCUCAUCAACCAGGCGGCGGACAUGAUCAACCAGGCGGAGAAGCCCGUCAUCUAUGCGGGCAAUGGCGUCCUCUCGUCACCCAUGGGACCCAAUCUUUUGGCCCAACUGGCGGAGAAGGGUAACAUCCCCGUAUGCACGACCCUCCAGGGCUUGGGAGCAUUCGAUGAGACGAGCGAGAAGAGCCUGCACAUGCUGGGCAUGCACGGGAGCGCGUAUGCCAACCUCGCGAUGCAGCAGGCGGACGUGAUCAUCGCGCUCGGUGCACGGUUUGACGACCGCGUCACGGGUAAAGUCGAUGCCUUCGCCCCCGCGGCCAAGCUCGCAGCUGCUCAGGGCCAUGGUGGGAUCAUCCACUUUGAGAUCCUUCCCAAGAACAUCAAUAAGGUCGUUGAGGCGCAGAUCCCUAUCGUGGGCGAUGUGAUUGCAAACCUCGCGGCGCUGGUGCCGGAGAUCAGGGCGAAACCGAGAGAGGGGUGGUUUGGGGAUAUCAAGCAGUGGAAGGAGAGGUACCCGUUCACAUUCGCGAAGAGCGCACCGGGGGCGAGGAUGAAGCCGCAGGAGGUCAUCGAGGCUCUGGAUAAGGAGACGAGGGAGAGGAAGGACGAUGUCAUCGUCGCGACGGGUGUUGGCCAGCACCAGAUGUGGGCCGCACAACACUUUAGGUGGAAGCACCCACGCUCGAUGGUCACGUCAGGUGGUCAAGGGACGAUGGGCUUCGGCCUUCCCGCCGCCAUCGGCGCAAAAGUCGCCGCGCCCCAAAAAACCGUUGUCGACAUCGACGGAGACGCCUCCUUCAGCAUGACCGCGGGGGCUGCGGUAGCUCAGGUGGCACUAUUGCGGACUUACCCCCAGGCUUGCGUUGAGCUCUCGAGUUCGAUUCUUGCUGGUUGCAUGGAUAAACACACUUUAGACACCAUGUGA